This is a messenger RNA of Entrophospora sp. SA101, 1221 nucleotides long. The record is from the annotation of a GenBank genome assembly. NCBI's taxonomy places the organism in Eukaryota, Fungi, Glomeromycota, Glomeromycetes, Entrophosporales, Entrophosporaceae.
AUGAAGUUUACUAAAAAACACGAUGAAAUGCUUAAACAAGUUCCAUGGAUUUUUAUUAAAGCUAAAAAUAUUAAAACUGAUGAUUUAAUAGAAGAUAAAGAACAAAAGGUUGCUGAUGAUAUUGUAGUAUUACUUGUAAAAUCUGUAUUCACAAAGAAUUCGUAUAUUAUACUUUUUACUGAUUUAAAAAAUGUUUGGUUCGAGGAAUUAUUUUCUGAUGAAAUUAAACAAAGGUUUCAGGAAAGUGAAUUAAAAAUUUCAAUUGAUAAAGAUAAUUUUUUUGAAUAUAUUUUGUUUCUAUCAGAAUUUUUUUUAAGACAACAAUUGGAUCUUUGUGUAGAAUCUAUAAGAAACUUCGGAUUAAUCGAUUUGACAUGGAAAUUUAAAUGUAAAUCUAUUACAUCAACAUCUCCUCCUUCAUCUCCAAAUUUAAAUUCAACUUUAAAAUCAGAUUCAUCCUCAAACUCAACAUCGGAUUUAAAGUCAAGUUCAACAUCUUCAAUAAUUGAUGCAUCAACAAUUUUAUAUAAUCAUAUUAUUUUACCUCAAAUGAUGGUUAUUUGUUCAUUUAAUCAACUAAUCAAUUCAUCGUCAUCGUCAUUGUCAUUCUCUGAUAACAAAGAUAACAGCAAAAAUAACAGCAAAAAUAAUAACAAAUCUGAUCCUAAUAAAGAAAUUGAAAAGGUAAACCUAUUAAAUAUAUUAGGAGAUUCGAAUAUUUUAAAUUUAUUAAACUUUUCAACAAAAAAUUUUAUUAAUUCUCAAGCAUCAACAACUACUAAUAAUAGUGAAAAAAUUGAACCAGAAAAAAUAAUUUCUUCAAAUAAAACACUACCUCUAAGAGAAAAACCAAAUGCUAUGAAUGGAUUUCGUUAUCCAAAAUAUGAUAAUGCAUGGCACAGAGCUAAACAUCCUAUGAACAAGGCAACAAUCACAACAGCAAUCUUCUGGCAAUUUGCAUGGUCCAAGAGACAGGGAUUGGAAGAAAAAAAGAAUGAUGCUAAGAAGAUUUUGAAACAAUUUAAGGUAUGGGUUCUCUUUUUUUUUGGGAUGUUAAUACUUAUCGUAAAUCAUGCUGUUUUUUCAAGUCAUGGUAGCUGUUCAGGGAAUGUGGGAGACAAUGGUUCUGCUCACAUAUGGACUAUGGUUCAACCCUGUCAGCAGUUCAUAGAAGGUAUAAAGACUGGUGGAUAUAUUGAUGAUUUUUGGAUUAAUAUGAAU